CUACCAUAAACGUUGGAAUUGUUUACAUACAUGGGAUGGUAACAGUGGGUCUAUUUGGAGGGAGAUUUCUCUAGAUGUAUCUCGACCGAUAAACUGUAAAUGCAUUUUAGACUUCCUAUUUUUUGAACACCAACUUUUAACACUUUCUGAGGUUUGCAUUCAUGUAAACUGUGACCAUGUCUAAAUCUCAACCUUCAUCUCAACGACUGUCUCAAGGCUCUCAAGGCACCCCACGAUCACAGUCUCAAUAUGUCGGUACUGGUGAAAUUAAAGAGCUUGCAAGAACUGCUGUAAGGUAUAUGUUGAUGAAUGACUUUGACAAAGUUCCGAUUAAGCACAGUGAUAUUGUUAGGAAUGUGACGAAGAACAUUUCAAAGAAUACUGGGCAAGUGAUACAGUUGGCUGGGAAAAUGCUUAAAGACGUGUAUGGUAUAAAACUGGUUGAAGACCACUCCAAGAAUCCUAAACAGUACCUGUUGAUAAACAACAUGAAAUUCCAAGAGCAUAUUGCCCUCUCACCAACUACUCAAGCUGAAAUGACGCUACUUACCAUUAUUUUAACUAUUUUAUUCAUGCAAACUAAUGGAAGGUGGAGAGAUUGUGGGGUAGAACAAAGCAAAAUCCAUGGUUUUUUACAACUACUUGACAUUGAUCCUACAGAAAUUCAUGAUCAUUUUGGUGAUGUUAAAAAAGUAUUAGAGUUGUUUAAAACUCAGAAGUACCUGGAUGUUGUGAGAAUUGACAACACUGACCCUCCUAAAUAUGAAUAUCGUUGGGGUGUCCGAGCAAUUGAAGAAGUGUGUCCUAGGGAAACAUUAAAAUUCGCUACAGAAAUUUAUGGCCGUGAUAAAAUCGAAUCUUGGGCUGCCCAGUACAAAGCUGUUGUUGAGUUUGAAGCACUGAGAGGACAAUCUUAAUGCUCUACAGAUUUUUCCUCAUUCCAAAGACAAUUUUCUUAAGUUGGUUGUUUUCAGUAUUUUAGUUAAGUAAAAUUUGUUUUCCAAAUAAAACUGUUGAAGUCUAUUUCAUAUUUUUAGUAAUAACCAGACUGAUAUACUGUUUUAAGUGAUUUAAUAAACAUAGACAAGUUAAUGAA
Frankliniella occidentalis (western flower thrips) is the source of this 1096-nucleotide messenger RNA. Its product is annotated as melanoma-associated antigen D2. NCBI's taxonomy places the organism in Eukaryota, Metazoa, Arthropoda, Insecta, Thysanoptera, Thripidae. The coding region runs from base 177 to 917 and encodes 246 amino acids. The transcript is spliced from 6 exons. The record is from RefSeq and is a predicted model, not a curated record. Gene Ontology annotation, cellular component: nucleus.